Molecule: messenger RNA, 3001 nt
Organism: Syngnathoides biaculeatus (alligator pipefish)
Lineage: Eukaryota; Metazoa; Chordata; Actinopteri; Syngnathiformes; Syngnathidae
Gene: itgb6
Product: integrin, beta 6
Exons: 15
Coding region: 113-2461 (782 amino acids)
Biological process (GO): cell migration; integrin-mediated signaling pathway; cell-matrix adhesion
Cellular component (GO): focal adhesion; integrin alphav-beta6 complex; cell surface
Molecular function (GO): integrin binding
Source: RefSeq, a predicted model, not a curated record
CCCCCCGCUCCGCCCUCGUUGGAGAAGCGCAGAAAGGCACAAAGCUGGCCUUGCACGCCUUUGUCGCGUUUAAAUAUGAAACAAGUUGAAGUCACGUCACGGGACUGACUAAAUGGGGCUUCUGCUACUGGGCCUGAUUCUCCGCUACUGGAUCGCCACUGUGGAGGGUUCAUGCUCAGCUAGUAGCGCUGUGACUUGUGAUGAAUGUCUCCAACUUGGUCCACACUGCGCCUGGUGUACACAGGAGAAUUUCACAAACUGGUUGUCAGUCGGCGAAAGAUGUAACACUGCGGAACGCCUGCUGGAGCGGGGAUGCGCGGAAAGCUUUUUGGAGUUCCCCAUUUCCGAGGGAAGGAUCCUGGCCGAUCGACCGCUCGGGAAGAAGAGUGGCGGAGUGAACCUCACUCAGAUCUCCCCGCAGAAAAUGGCACUCCGGCUACGGCCCGGCAGUCAGGUGACGUUCCAGGUGAAAAUCCAGCACACCGAAGACUACCCCGUGGACCUCUACUACCUGAUGGACUUGUCCGCGUCCAUGAUCGAUGAUCUGAACACCAUCAGGAACCUCGGCUCCACCCUGUCCAAGGAGAUGGCCAACCUCACCAGUAAAUUCCGCAUGGGCUUUGGUUCUUUUGUGGAAAAACCCGUUCUACCCUUCAUCAAGAUCACAGAAGAAGAGCUCGCCAACCCUUGCAGCAGCGCCGGGGUGAGCUGCUUGCCGACAUUCGGCUACAAACACGUCUUGUCCCUGACAAGCAACACGGACAAGUUCAACGAGAUGGUCUCGGCGCAACACGUGUCCGCAAAUGUUGACAUCCCGGAAUGCGGCUUCGACGGCGUCAUGCAGGCAGCUGUUUGCGGGGACAGGAUCGGUUGGAGGAAUGAUUCCAUGCGUUUGGUGGUGUUCGUCAGCGAUGCCGACUCGCAUUUCGGGAUGGACAGUAAAAUGGCCGGCAUCGUCAUUCCCAACGACGGCCAGUGUCACCUGGACGCCAAUAACGACUACUCCAUGUCCACGGAGCAGGAGUAUCCGACCCUGGGCCAGCUGAUUGAUAAAGUCGUGGAAAACAACAUCUUACUGAUAUUCGCCGUGACGGAAAAUCAGAAGCAAAAUUAUGAAAACUACGCAAAUCUCAUACCCGGCGCCACCGUGGGAGUCGUGGCCACAGAUUCUCGCAACAUCCUCCAACUGAUUUUAACAGCGUACAAAGAGCUCCGAUCAGAGAUUGAACUGGAGGUCCUUGGGGACACGGAAGAGUUACGCAUGUCCUUCGCCGCUAUUUGUCCAAAUGGUUCAGUGCUUACGGACCUCAAGCGGUGUUCUAAUGUCAAACCUGGAGAGACGGUGGUGUUCAACGUGUCCGUCGAGCUUCCAGGAUGCCUGUCGGGAAACAGGCGCUUCUCCUUAAAGCCGGUGGGCCUCCAGGACACUCUGGACAUCGAACUGGAGUCGGUUUGCUCCUGCGAGUGCCCGCGGCCUCCCGCAGCCGACGGGAGCAACCGGUGCACGGAGGGCCGGGGGGUUUUCCGCUGCGGCGUGUGCGCGUGCCAGCCGGGCUUCUCGGGAGAGGAGUGCGAAUGCGACGAGGAAAGCGCGCUGCCGAGCAGCUGCGCCGCAAACAACGAGAGCGACGUAUGCAGCGGUCAGGGGCAAUGCUACUGCGGGCAGUGCGCGUGCGACACGUCCACCUUCGGUCGCAUCUACGGGCCGUACUGCGAGUGCGACGACUACUCGUGCGUCCGCUUCCGCGGGGAGCUCUGCGGGGGCCACGGGGAGUGCGACUGCGGAGAGUGCCUGUGUCAAAGCGGCUGGACGGGGGAGUACUGCAACUGCAGCGGCAGCAGCGAGGCGUGCCGUUCCCAGGACGGGGUCCUGUGUAGCGGACGGGGCAAGUGCGAGUGUGGCCGCUGUGUCUGCUUGGUACCGGGAGCAUCGGGGGACUUGUGCGAGAAGUGCCCCACGUGUGGAGAUGCCUGUUCGAUAGCGAGGACAUGUGUCGAGUGUCAUAUUCAUGCAAAAGAGGAUGUUGAGCUGUGUGAGCAAAACUGCAGUCUCCCCAAGAUUUACAUCAACACGACAGCAGGAGUGGACGAGAGCGCCUCGAAGCAAUGCACGCUGAUGUCGGGGAACGAGUGCUGGAUCUCGUUCCGUGUCCUCGGAGGGGACGCGAUGACGGUCUACAAUCUUCACAUGUACGGUUGCCCCGACCCGCCCAACAUCCCCAUGAUCAUCCUCGGCGUCUCACUUUCCAUCGUGUGCAUCGGACUCAUCCUGCUGGCUGUUUGGAAAGCGCUGGUGUCGGUUCACGACCGCAAAGAGGUGGCCAAGUUUGAGGCGGAGAUGGCCAAGGCAAAAUGGGAGUCGGGAACCAACCCGCUGUUCAGAAGCUCAACAUCCACAUUUAAAAACGUCACCUACAAGAACAGAGAACGGGACAAGAUGAUUGCGAUGGAUCACUACUGAGGAUAAGCUGGAGGCGACGCCGACCGGCAUGAGUGCACUUUGUGUGUGUGUGUGUGAGUCUAGAGUAUGUGUGUGUGUUUAAAAUGGGAAUGCGAUAUAUAUAAAUAGUUUUUUUUUUUUUACUGCUGCAUUAAAAAAAGCUCUGGAUCGGGUUCAGAGAAAACCGCCAGACUGUGACCGUGUUAUGGCCGCGGGUCGUAACGUUUGCUGCUGUUUGCACCGCAGUUUGACUGCAGGCGCGAAUGCGCACUGACGGACAAUCGCGAUGAUCUCCGCCAUCUCAGAGAGAGAACACAAAAAUAUAUGAGUGGUCGACUACUGAAAAAAAAAAAAAAAGAAUAAAUGUCGUGUUAUCUAGUGAAUGUAAAUGUCAAAUUUAUAAUUUUCUCCCCCUUUUUUGUUGUAAUGUAAGGCUGAGCCUUCACUGUUGGGAAUAAAAUGCAAUGGUGUGGCCUGACUUUUUGUUUUAAGAUCACAACACACUCAAAUGAGUACACUCCUCACCUUAAUGUCAAGUUAUAAUUGUACUGUACACCUUUU